This is a messenger RNA of Artibeus jamaicensis (Jamaican fruit-eating bat), 4126 nucleotides long. It is a transcript of the gene THBS3, whose product is annotated as thrombospondin 3. Gene Ontology annotation, molecular function: calcium ion binding; heparin binding. The transcript is spliced from 23 exons. Gene Ontology annotation, biological process: cell adhesion. Gene Ontology annotation, cellular component: extracellular region. The record is from RefSeq and is a predicted model, not a curated record. The coding region runs from base 731 to 3601 and encodes 956 amino acids. Lineage: Eukaryota; Metazoa; Chordata; Mammalia; Chiroptera; Phyllostomidae.
UUGCCUUAGUAAUGGAACUGAGGCGACCCUCCGCUUCAUCGGGGUCAUGGACUGUCAGCUGGUGUGCCCCGGUGUUCCCAGUUUAGCCCCCUUUUCCUGACCACUCCUGUCUCUGGUGUCCCUUUCUUACCUGAUUUCUUCACUCCGAUCUCACUCACCAUUGUUUUAACCUUUCCCUCCAGGUCCCAUUGGACCCUUCCAGGUUUUCCUAGGAAUGAGGGAAAAAUGGAGGCACAUGUCAGGGGAUCCUCACCCUAAUAAAGAGCACUUGCAUGUUAGAGCAGCACACUUCACGCCCUGUGGGCAUCCUCUGGGCACUAGAGCAAUCUAGUUUCCACCACUCCCAUGGCUUCUUAUCAUGCCCACUGUUGGGCACUUUCCUGCCAGAGGUGUCUGCUUCCCCCAACUGUGACUUCCAGGAAACAGCAUUUGGCGGUGGCCCCCAACAACGAGGUGUCAGCAGAGAGGGAGGCAGCAGGAUAAGAGGACCACUGGGGAGAGGCAGAAGGCAAGGAGGCCUCCACGCUUUCCCCAGUGCCCUUGGUUCCUGGAGCUGGGGAUGCCUCCGGGGUGAUUGGCAGUUCUUUGUUUCAGCCCCCCCUCACCGUCCUGCUGCCUCCCCCUUCAACUCCCCCUUCCAGUCCCUCCGCCCCCACCCCCUGCUCUCUCCGCCUAGCCUUUUCCCCUCCCAGCCGCCUGCCUGCCAGGGUUAGUGAGCCGGCUGAGCGUUAUGGAGACACAGGAACUUCGGGGAGCCCUGGCUCUUCUCCUCCUCUGCACUUUCUCAUCUGCCAGUCAGGACCUGCAGGUGAUUGACCUGCUGACUGUGGGUGAGUCCCGGCAGAUGGUAGCUGUGGCAGAGAAGAUCCGGACAGCCCUGCUCACUGCUGGGGACAUCUACCUCUUGUCUACCUUCCGCCUGCCUCCUAAGCAGGGUGGUGUCCUCUUUGGCCUUUACUCUCGCCAAGACAACACACGAUGGCUGGAGGCCUCUGUUGUGGGCAAGAUCAACAAAGUGCUGGUGCGGUACCAGCGGGAGGAUGGCAAAGUCCAUGCAGUGAACCUACAGCAAGCAGGCCUGGCUGAUGGGCGCACACACACAGCACUCCUGCGACUCCGAGGCCCAUCCCACCCCAGCCCUGGCCUGCAGCUCUUUGUGGACUGCAAACUGGGUGAUCAACAUGCCGGUCUCCCGGCACUGGCCCCGAUCCCUCCAGCGGAGGUUGAUGGACUGGAGAUUAGGACUGGACAGAAGGCUUAUUUGAGGAUGCAGGGCUUCGUGGAAUCUAUGAAAAUGAUUCUAGGCGGGUCCAUGGCCCGUGUUGGAGCCCUGAGUGAGUGUCCAUUCCAGGGGGAUGAGUCCAUUCACAGUGCAGUGACCAGUGCACUCCACUCCAUCCUAGGGGAGCAAACCAAGGCGCUGGUCACCCAACUCACCCUCUUCAACCAGAUCCUGGUGGAGCUGCGGGAUGACAUUCGAGACCAGGUGAAGGAAAUGUCUCUGAUCCGAAACACCAUCAUGGAGUGUCAGGUGUGCGGCUUCCACGAGCAGCGUUCCCAUUGCAGUCCCAACCCCUGCUUCCGAGGUGUGGACUGCAUGGAAGUGUACGAGUACCCUGGCUACCGCUGUGGGCCCUGCCCCCCCGGCCUGCAGGGCAAUGGCACCCACUGCACUGACGUCAAUGAGUGUGCGCAUGCUGACCCUUGUUUCCCGGGCUCAAGCUGCAUCAACACCAUGCCUGGCUUUCACUGUGAGGCCUGUCCUCAAGGCUACAAGGGCACACGGGUGUCUGGUGUGGGCAUCGACUACGCCCGAGCCAGCAAACAGGUUUGCAACGACGUUGAUGAAUGCAAUGACGGGAACAAUGGUGGCUGUGACCCAAACUCUAUCUGCACCAAUACAGUGGGCUCUUUCAAGUGUGGUCCCUGUCGCCUGGGCUUCCUGGGCAACCAAAGCCAGGGCUGCCUUCCAGCCCGGACCUGCCAUAGCCCAGCCCACAGUCCCUGCCAUGUCCAUGCACAUUGUCUCUUUGAACGCAAUGGCGCGGUGUCCUGCUCGUGUAACGUGGGCUGGGCUGGGAAUGGGAAUGUGUGCGGACCUGACACGGACAUCGACGGCUACCCGGACCAGGCGCUGCCCUGCAUGGACAACAACAAGCACUGCAAGCAGGACAACUGCCUGUUGACACCCAACUCUGGGCAGGAAGAUGCUGACAACGAUGGCAUGGGGGACCAAUGUGAUGAUGAUGCUGAUGGAGAUGGGAUCAAGAAUGUCGAGGACAAUUGCCGGCUGUUCCCCAACAAAGACCAGCAAAACUCAGACACAGAUUCAUUUGGUGAUGCCUGUGACAACUGUCCCAACGUUCCCAACAAUGACCAGAAGGACACAGAUGGCAAUGGGGAAGGGGAUGCCUGUGACAACGACGUGGAUGGGGAUGGCAUCCCCAAUGGACUGGACAACUGCCUGAAAGUCCCCAACCCCCUACAGACAGAUAGAGAUGAGGACGGGGUGGGAGAUGCCUGUGACAGCUGCCCUGAAAUGAGUAAUCCUACACAGACAGAUGCAGACAGUGACCUGGUGGGGGAUGUCUGUGACACCAAUGAAGACAGUGAUGGGGAUGGACAUCAGGACACCAAGGACAACUGCCCACAGAUACCCAAUAGUUCCCAACUGGACUCGGACAAUGAUGGACUUGGAGAUGAGUGUGAUGGGGACGAUGACAAUGAUGGUGUCCCAGAUUACGUGCCUCCUGGUCCUGAUAACUGUCGCCUGGUAUCCAAUCCCAAUCAGAAGGACUCAGAUGGCAAUGGCAUUGGUGAUGUGUGUGAGGAUGACUUUGACAAUGAUGCAGUGGUCGACCCCCUGGAUGUGUGUCCCGAAAGUGCAGAGGUAACCCUCACGGAUUUUCGGGCCUAUCAGACCGUCGUCCUGGACCCCGAAGGGGAUGCUCAGAUUGACCCAAACUGGGUCGUGCUCAACCAGGGCAUGGAAAUCGUUCAGACCAUGAACAGUGACCCAGGCCUGGCAGUUGGAUAUACAGCCUUCAAUGGUGUGGACUUUGAAGGCACCUUCCAUGUGAACACAGUGACCGAUGAUGACUAUGCAGGCUUCCUCUUCAGCUACCAGGACAGUGGCCGCUUCUACGUGGUUAUGUGGAAGCAGACGGAGCAGACCUACUGGCAGGCCACACCUUUCCGGGCUGUUGCCCAGCCUGGGCUGCAGCUCAAGGCAGUGACAUCAGUGUCUGGCCCAGGUGAGCACCUCCGGAAUGCCCUAUGGCAUACUGGCCAUACCCCUGAUCAGGUACAACUGCUGUGGACUGACCCACGGAAUGUGGGCUGGCGUGACAAGACCUCCUACCGCUGGCAGCUGCUGCACCGGCCUCAAGUUGGCUAUAUUCGAGUGAAGCUCUAUGAGGGUCCUCAGCUAGUGGCGGAUUCUGGGGUGAUCAUUGACACAUCCAUGCGUGGGGGGCGUCUCGGCGUAUUCUGCUUCUCCCAAGAAAACAUCAUUUGGUCCAAUCUCCAGUACCGAUGCAACGACACAGUUCCCGAGGACUUCGAGCCAUUCCGGAGGCAGCUGCUCCAGGGAAGAGUGUGAAGAAAUGGCUACCAGAUUCAAACUGCUGACUUUAGACCCUCUGACCUUGGGGUCUGUCCUGGAAACCCCCACCCUGGUCUAAUCUACAGCCCCUCAGCCAAACACAUACCCUCUCCUGGUGCCAAUCAGGAGUUCAGCCCCAGAGGGUGGUGACUGUUGAGGAGAUGGGAAGUUUUCAAGGGGUAUUUCUCAGGCGCCAACCCAGGAAAGAUAACAGCACCUUGCCAUAAAGUUCCAGUUGUUUUCUAAGCUAGUGUAGUUGUUUAUUUUAGGGACUUUCUGGGGGCAGUGUGGGAGCAGGAAGGGACCUGAGAGGGCUAAGGGAGAGAGGGCUGGUAGGUUGGAAGUUAGAGAUCUAGAGGAAGUUUGGCUCAGUUUGGGGCACAGGAAGGUGCUGGAUGAGGGUUAGGUGAAGGAUGGGGGGUUGGUUAGGUGAAGGAUGAGGGGGCUGGUGGGAGGGUGGUUAAAGUCCUCCCAGUCCCACUUACUCACGAUGCUAGCAGCGACACUCCAGUCUAUCUUAAA